Molecule: messenger RNA, 444 nt
Organism: Octopus sinensis (East Asian common octopus)
Lineage: Eukaryota; Metazoa; Mollusca; Cephalopoda; Octopoda; Octopodidae
Product: N-acyl-phosphatidylethanolamine-hydrolyzing phospholipase D-like
Exons: 2
Coding region: 1-444 (147 amino acids)
Biological process (GO): N-acylethanolamine metabolic process; N-acylphosphatidylethanolamine metabolic process
Cellular component (GO): membrane-bounded organelle; cytoplasm
Molecular function (GO): N-acylphosphatidylethanolamine-specific phospholipase D activity
Source: RefSeq, a predicted model, not a curated record
AUGGACAAUCUAAAUAUCCUUACCGAUCCCAUUGUAUCGGACAUUGUGCUGUGCAAGUACAUUUUUCUACCGAGGGUGAAUCAAAAUGCCAUAUCCAUCCCCGAAUUGCCCGAGAUUGAUUAUGUGCUAAUCUCUCACAGCCACCACGACCACUUAGACUACCCUGCUUUUACACAACUACACCAAAGAUUUCCAAAAAUUAAAUUUCUAGUCCCUCUCAAUGUCAAAGCAUUAAUCCUGUCCCCAAUCUUUAAAACCAUUGGCAUGAAAUAUGGGCCCUUCGACGUUGCUGCACUCCCAAUUGGUGCGUACGCUCCAAAAUUCUUAUUCAAAUACCAACAUGCUGACCCCAGGGAGUGCAUUCUUAUUCAACAAGAUGUUCAAGCUAAACACUGCAUUGGAGUUCAUUGGGGGACUUUUCGGCUGGGAUAUGAGGUUGUGUGA